AUAAAAAAUGAUGUUUAUUUAUGAAAUUGAUCAAAAAAAAAUUGAUUAUCUUACUUAAAGAGGAGCAAACACGUUCGAGGGUUUAGAAUCGAAGGUAAAAACAGCCCUCACUUCGUUGUUUCAUUACGAGCAACCGUGGGGGGUGUAAUAUUCAAAAGGUGGAGGGGGCGUCCAAAUGAUAGGGUGAGCGUCCCUCGGCGUCGCGACGCCGUAGUACAAAACACGCGUUCGUUUCGAAAAGCGUCUCUUCACGGUCGACGUCGGUCGGUGCGCUCCAAUAAAUUUUAAAUAUUACGUUUUUUCCAAAUCAGAAAUGUGUCUUUCUUAUAAACUAAUUUAUUAAAAAAUUCUUAUUGAGUGCCCCUUUACAUUUUUAGCGCAUUUUUGGAGAUUAAUCCGUUGUUAAAAUGAAUAACACGAUCCCGUUCCAAAUUCAAAUUAGACGGAACCAUUUGAAAAUCAAAAAUCGAUCGAGAAUCUUCAUCGUCACGGCUCGGAAAUGUUGAGCAACGUUGGAUAUGAAUCUGUUGACUCCGUUCGUGUGCUUACUUGUUGUAAUUACAAGAAGCGAUGGAGACGGAACAAUUCAGGGUUUGGACCUCUUAAUGGCGCCAUCUCACACAGCUCUCAGCGGGGAUUUCCACGUACAGAUCAGAUCCUCUUUGUUCCCGCCCCUUCUAUUACAGCUGUCCAGAUUGGAUCAGAACAACUCCGUACAAACGCUAACGACUUUCCCGGUACUUCCGGAAGCUCGGUCAUUAUCCAGGAACUUAACCAUCGUUAAGAUACCUUGCGGAUAUUUUUCGAAAGGUGGUCAAUAUUAUAUUUUGCUUAAAAAGAAACCGAUCGGCGAAAAUAAAAAUGGAAACGAUCGCGAAGAGAUGAUUACAAGAAGUUUAGACGUUCGAUGGCCUAUGCCUCAAUUAUUAUUAACACCGGAACAUAUCCAAACAUAUCCAGAAGAACCUGUUACGGCAAUUUUGGAAUUUCCUGAGGUUGUUUGCCCUCCGAUUAUUGAUACACCACCGAGUGCUAUACCGGAGUUUUGGUUGGAACUUCAUUAUUGCGGACAUUCCAUUUUAAUGUGUGAUGACCCAGCUUGGAAUAAAAGUGCACAGGUAUUAUAUUCAGAACAGAUUCGGGGAUUCCCCGGAAGAAGAAUUUUAACGUUACGUUGUGAAUUAUUCGGAUUGGCUGGGCAUUACUCGUUAACUUUGCGACCGACGAUAUCGACACCAUCUAUACCAAGAACUGCAACUUACGUUAAAGCUGAAUGGAGUAAACAAUUUGUGUUUAACGUGCACGCUUCGAGUAUAUUUCCGUGUGGACUUCACUCUCAAGGAAUAAAAGUGUUAUUCGAGUACCCUUCCUGUAUAUUAAACUCGGGUGACAAAGUUCGUGUCUUCGCCAAACAGAGGGCGGACGUUGCGUCGCUACUACCACCUACACAGUUAAAAUAUGUAGCGGAACAGCGUGUCGUCAGAGGUCAGCACAGUCUUCAUUUCAGUUGUGAACUCUUUUCGGAACGUUACGUUGAAUACUGCUUCGUAUAUGUUAGCCAGGCGAUUACUGGAGCUGUUGCUGACGUUAGGAUUGAUUGUGUGCCUACACUUCCUGUUAGAGAGUCGGAAAACGGCGGUUGGGGUCCUUGGACGCAGUGGACGCCUUGUUCUAGUACGUGUAUAGGUGGGACGAAAAGUAGAUAUAGAUUUUGUGAUUCCCCCCAACCAGCUUACGGAGCAAAAUAUUGUGAGGGGGAAGCAAUUCAAACUGAAAAAUGCGGUUUAUCAAUUGGCAAUAAUUGGGAGUGUUUUUACAGCAAUUCUUUAAUAUCAACGAAUAUGGUUGCGAAUAUCCCCGAAGUUAGAGAAGAAGUUAGCGAGCAUUGUAGAUGUGGAUGCACAAUUAUUUUAGGGCAAGAUAAACCAAGAAGAUUAUUAGCAACUUCCUCGCAAAGUUGCCCAGAGAGAACUUUUUGGUUAAUAAGGGCUGAAGAAGAUUACGUGAUUGAAUUCAAAGUGGAGCACAUUUUUCUUCCAUGCGAAACGCAAUGGUUAAAAAUACGAGAUGGUUCCUCUUUAUCCGACAAUCUCUUAGAAGAUUUAAGAGGGUACCCAAAUCCGACACCCAGCGUUGUAAACUCGACCGGUCCAAACCUCCUAUUAGAAUUCUUUGGAAACGAAGAUUACAGCACGCAAAGUUGUGGUGGAGGAUUCGUCGCGCAAGCUGCCCAAAAAUUAAAACCUCUACGAAACCACUCUUUACCAAUCGCCCAAGAAAUGGGCGUCCUCACUUUAUCAGCUAAAUUAACUGCAAUUCACAUCGCGAUAAUUUUCUUCUUGGGCGGCCUUUUGAUUGCAACGCUUCUUUUAGGAGCUCAAUACAUUUUUAAAUAUCGAAAAUAUCAUAUUGCUAAAGCUGAAGAUCAGGAUUCUUUGACGGAUUCGACGGGUUCUUGUGCUGCUUUAACGGUGAAAAAUCGAGCGAUAUCGAAUUCUACGUUGUUGACGGAAGUUAUUUCUUUGACUCGAUUAAGACCUAGUGUUAGAUCUAGGAAUAAACAUAGUCGGUUAAGGGAAUCUGUCGAACAUGAACCCGAAGAAAGAGAAGCAACGUUAGC
This is a messenger RNA of Onthophagus taurus, 2620 nucleotides long. The record is from RefSeq and is a predicted model, not a curated record. NCBI's taxonomy places the organism in Eukaryota, Metazoa, Arthropoda, Insecta, Coleoptera, Scarabaeidae.